Messenger RNA from Symbiodinium necroappetens, 728 nucleotides. Lineage: Eukaryota; Dinophyceae; Suessiales; Symbiodiniaceae. The record is from the annotation of a GenBank genome assembly.
AUGGGCGUAGUUGUUGGUGGGGUGCUCACUGCGCCCCAGCUGCGCCUCCACGGCCUGACAGGGGCCGCAGGCCUCGUGGGCUUUGCCCAGUCCCUGCAUGUGGUCGCAAGAACCUUCUACCAGGCAGAAGAAGCGGGAGAUGGGCAGGCCUUCGUGUCAGGCUGGGUGAGUGCCUCCAACAUUGUCGGCAUCGCAGCGGCUGCCUUCGUGACCUCCUUUGUGGACUGCACGGUUUACACCAACCUCGGCUUCUUGUGUGGCGGGGGCUUCUUGCUGUACGCCGGCCUGAUCCUCCUGCUAACCUGCAGCAGUGCACUGCAGGGUCGGAGGAACCGGAGGAUGCAGAAGCUGCACCAGGAGUCUGCAGAGUCCGAGGCCUCGACACCCAAGGAGGCGGAGGACCUCGAGGCUGCGAUCUCCACUCAAGGCACUUCGCAAGUGUUGCCUCCGCCAAGGUUGCCAGCGGUACCAGCCUCAAGCCAAAAUUCAUCAAGGUUUUCGUGGAUCUCGUGGCAGUUCGCAAAGGUUUGCUUCCUCAUCUUCACGAUGGCCAUCGCCAGGGAGGCUCAGAAGUUCUUGAUUCCCUUGAUUGGCGCCGAGAAUGAGAUCUCCACGAGCUUCGUGGGCAACGUGGCCUUCAUGUCGCAGAUGGAGUCUUUGGUCGCUGCGCCCUUGGGUGGUUGGUUGAUGGAAUGCCUUGGUAUCCUUCCGCUGGUCUUGGUCUCCGU